Messenger RNA from Amoebophrya sp. A120, 636 nucleotides. NCBI's taxonomy places the organism in Eukaryota, Dinophyceae, Syndiniales, Amoebophryaceae. The record is from the annotation of a GenBank genome assembly.
UCACGGACAGUGCGAGUUUUAACAUUUGCCGCGACGACCAAGAGGAUCAUGGCAACUACCUCGGUACUAUGAACAAUGCAGAGGAGCGCCAAGAAGUAAAGGAAAACGGAGAAGAACUUCUACCCUGGGCAGCUGCUGCUUUACUCCCGGGCACGACCGCAGCGACUGCUGAGGUUGUGACGCUGGAUAGAAGUUCUUGUCACUACGGACACGGUGCGGCUGGUAGUUCAUUCGAAGAGGAGAGCAGGGAUUCAAACAAGAUUGAUUUCCCAGAUUAUGAUCAAGAUCACGACCACGCCGACGACGACAAUCUGUGGGGUAAGCGUGCGGAUUCGAAAUCUAGCAUUCACGAUGGACACCUUCAUGCUAGUGCGACGAUGAGAAACAGUAGGAACAACAGCAGUCAUCUCGAGUCGCCCACUCUGCCCCUGGUGUUAUCUUCUCCGCCUGGAAGAACAAGUGAACUCAACCGCCGGCCAGACCCCCCUACCACAGCCCCACCGCCGUACAGCUCGAUCCUAUCGCAGCAAGACAUUCCGUCGCCCAUGACCAGCCCGGCGAUAGCGCUACGGCGGCCGAGUGCAGAAACGCCGGUCGACCGUGUAGAGGAUGAUGAUGCUGAUGCCGGUGGUUCAG